CCCUGGGCAAGAGGUUUGGGGAGCCUAGAGUAUUCUGCCAUGUAGCCACCUGGAUAAGCGGCCAAAAUGGACUUUUUCUGCACCAACGCCAUUGCCUUCUGUCGGCAGGUUUUACUUUCGCAACUGAAGAUGAUUGUGGGCACAGUGCUAGUUGGCUUUCGUCCCACCAUAAACAUUUCAAAUGUGAGACCGCCUUCCAAACCACAUGGGCAGGGCUUUUGUCCUUCACCAGCCAGCAUUUGUAGCGUCCGAGGAUGUCAAGAGAUGCACAUUGGGAGCCGACAGAUAGCUCUGGCUGCCUCCAUCUACAUUGUGGAAUUUGAGGCAUGACUGGAAUAGUAACCACGCGCUGAGGUGCGACCGACAACACUGUGCUUGCGCGUGAUGACAGCAUGAAGUUGAACAGUUUGCCCUGGAGGUUGUUAAGGCUAUCGACCAGUUCAGUUCAGUUUAUGGUGCCCGUCAGAGCCCGUCUCAGCAUCAUAAUGAGGAUUGAAUGGUGGUGAUGCGUAAGAGGAGGCUGUAGCUGGUGAAAGAGGAGAAGGGAAUUAUCGUCCGCCAUGCCAUGCAAGAGAGGCUGUUCAAUAAUCAGAGCCACCACUGCACUUUGUGUGGUCUCUUGGGGCUCUGGUAGGAAGGACCAAUCCCAGUAUGCGCUCUCUGGGGCUGAGCGUGUCACUGCAUGCGCCUGUCCUGGCCUGCAUGAGAGGCCUAGCCGAAAACCCACACCGAGUUCAGACCAUACAAAGAGUGCGAUGCAGUCCUUCGUCUCAAGGCAAGUACUGCAGUACUAUACUCCUUGGAAUAACAUACUUUACCUUGUGCUUUGAUAAAAUGGACUCGCUUGACUUUCCCCUCUCAACGAAAACAAAAAGACAAGUUCUAGCAGGUAUUGGGAAUUGCAAAGUCGACUCCGUUACCAUUUCUGAGCUUCUUGCCUUCAGCGAUAGCUUUUUUUCGUACUAUGAAAGGGCUUUGGAGAGCUCUCGGUCUAACAGCCUCGUCUCAUCACACCUAGAUAUUAUUGAUUUGCUUGCAAAGGCUCAACAAAAAGAUGGGGGAAGGAGCUCGGUAGAAGAACAUCUCCGACAAAGAAUUACCGAUAACGAAGCAGACGAAGCAGACGAAAUAAUAGAAGACACAGUUGAUCUAGCACUGCGUCUCGUGCUAAUGGUACCUACUGGCGGGUUCUCAAUCGCCAAUCGAUCCGUUACGUUGUCUGGAGGAACGAAGUUGAACUGGAAAGAUGGCAGCGUACAUGACCUAGUCAAACGAGAAUUUCCAGUGCAGAAUAGUAUGAAAGAACCUGUGAAACUAGAAAGAAUAUUCAACGCAAGGAAUUUAGAGCGUAUUGCGGGAGUAGAAGUCAGAUGGACAAGUAACCUCGCCGAUCACCUGAGGAUGAGAGACGACGAUAAAGCGGUAGAGAUAUUCCACUAUGCGACAUUUCUGAAACUCCAACAAGAUCAAUCAAUUCUUCCUUCACCACUAGUGGACGAAACCUUACGAACACUUGCCCUCCUUCUGCCGGAGCACGACAAGGACAUCGAAAGAUGGUUCUCGUCAGACGAAGCUAAACUCCAAAAGCGUCGCAAACUACCACUCGAUCCACUUGCUCGAGAAUGUGGGCAGUUGAAAGUCGAGGAGCGACAGAUCGACAACUUCCAGUACUGGCAUGACCGGCUGGUAAUCCUGAAGCAAGUUUUCGAUGAAGCAGAACCAAGAAAUAUUAAGCAGUGGUGGAGAGAUAGGAGACGGCGCGUCCAGUGGUAUACGUUCUGGGUAGCUGCAAUGGUGCUUGCUUUGACGGUGUUUUUUGGGACGGUUCAGUCGGUAGAAGGAGCAAUGCAGGUUUGGUUGGCGAUGAAGGAUUCGAAGUAAGUUUUGCUGGUAUUCUGACAGCAAAUGAAGAAUAGGUUUUACUGUUGAGCUGAAAAGUCAAAUCUGGCGAUCGAAAACCUUGAAAACGGUUACCGAUGUGAGCCUUUGAGAGGAUGUCAAUAACUUGAGAUUAAGUAUUAAAGACAAUCAUAGGAAGUGC
Molecule: messenger RNA, 2041 nt
Organism: Cadophora gregata
Lineage: Eukaryota; Fungi; Ascomycota; Leotiomycetes; Helotiales; Ploettnerulaceae
Exons: 3
Coding region: 652-1881 (409 amino acids)
Source: RefSeq, a predicted model, not a curated record